AUGUAUAAUGUUGAUGAAACUGGUUUAACAAUGGUACAAAAGCCAGUAAAAGUGUUAGCAGGUAAAGGAAGUAAACAAGUAGGAAGAAUCACAUCUGCAGAACGAGGAACAUUAGUAACUGUAUGUUGUGCUUCAAAUGCAAUUGGAAACUCUAUUCCUCCACUAUUUAUUUUUCAUAGGGUCAAAUUUCAUGAUUACACGAUAAAGGAAGGUCCUCCUGGAUGCGUGGGAUUUGCAAAUCCUUCUGGUUGGAUGAAUUCAGACAUUUUUACAGAAUGGAUAAAACAUUUUGUGAGGUAUUCAAACUGUUCUCAUGAAUUUCCAGUUUUGUUACUUCUGGACAGCCAUAAAAGUCAUAUUUCUGUUAGAGCUUUGGAUCUUGCAAUUCAACAUGGAAUUGCAAUGCUAAGCUUUCCUUCCCAUUGUACCUAUAAAUUGCAACCAUUGGAUAGAACUAUUUUUGGACCAUUAAAAAGGUUUUACAAUGCUGCGUGUGAUAAUUGGAUAAUCACAAAUCCAAGACCUAUAACCAUUUAUGAUAUUGUUUCAAUAGUUCGCGAACCAUAUCUAAAAGCUUUCUCACCAUCUAAUAUACAGAGAGAAUUUCAAGUAGCUGGCAUUGAGCCAUUUAAUCCAGAAAUUUGUAAAGAUGAUGAAUAUUUACCAUCAUCAGUUACAAAUUUUGCUGCUUUAAAUGUAGUAAACACAAUUCUUGUGGAACCUGAAAUGACUGUAGCACAUGUUGAUGGCAUGGAGCCUGAAAUACCUGUAGUACAUUAUGAAACAAGUUUUUUGAACAAAGUGUCACCAAGCAUUGCUUCAUUACUCUCACCUGAAGUUUUGAAACCUUACCCGAAAGCGUUUGCCAGAAAAAGAAGUGUUAAAAGUAGGCAAUUAAAAACAAGAAUUUUGACUAAAAAUUCAAUCAGAAAUGAAAUUCGUUUGUCAGAAGAAAAGAAAACCCUAAAACAAAUCAACCAACAAAAGAAACUUAUCGCAAAAGAUAAAAAAAGGAGAGAAGUUAAAAACUACUUUCUUAGGAAGAAAAAAGAAUGUAAUGUAAAAGCAGCAUCACGACUUGACUUUGACAAAGGAAGAUAA
Molecule: messenger RNA, 1101 nt
Organism: Hydra vulgaris (swiftwater hydra)
Lineage: Eukaryota; Metazoa; Cnidaria; Hydrozoa; Anthoathecata; Hydridae
Cellular component (GO): nucleus
Molecular function (GO): DNA binding
Source: RefSeq, a predicted model, not a curated record